UUUAUGUCACUUCACAAUUCGUUUUGGCGCGAGAGACAUCACGAAACGUUAGAACUGCAAUAAUUUCCAGUUUACUGUGUACAAUAAUUAUUUUCUUUAUUUGAUCGAGAAUUUGAAUAGCACGAUCCAAAAUGAGUGGCAUAGCAUACGGUGAUAAUAUCCUUGCAAGUUUGCACAAGACAAUGGGACUUGCUUUGAAAUAUGGUGACACCGAGGACGCCGACGUUGAAAAGUACAAGGAAAUGGCCAAAUCGGUGUGCAAACUCGAACACGGUUUUAUACUUGGUCAUGAUAUUGUCAAAGAAGCGGCCAAACAAGCAACAGUUGAAACAUUUGAUCAGGUUUUAGAAGAACAUCGAAAUGAAUCGCAUCCAAAAUUCAAGCCACAAAACUCGAAACGUUACACCGAUUUCGUGAAAAAGGCACAGCGAAUGGUUGAUGUUGAUAGAGCCGAUGUUUCGCAAUUUUCACAAAGCGUCAAUAUAUCUCUCGAUGAUGAUAAAGCUCAGACCGAACAACUAAUUCCCGAUAUCGAUCCCAUCACCAAGGAAAAACUAGAACGUCCGGUUCGAAAUAGACACUGCAAUCAUAUCUACGGAUUGAUUAGUGUUCAACAGUCCAUUCAACGGAAUUCACGUUUUCGUUGUCCGAUCGUUGGUUGUGCCAGUAAAAGAUACGUCCAAUUGGAUGAUUUGAUUGAAGAUGACGAACUUGCGACCCGUUUGGCGAAACAACGUAAAUCUCAAAGUCAACGUUAGAACUGCAGUAUUCAUCUUUAUAACCAACAACCUUAAACGUCAAUGAUAGCGACACACAAAAAAAUUGGACGUCGCAGAAAUUAGUAGAAAAUUCCAUGAAAAAGCAAUGGCAAAGUUUCAACAUAUAUAUAAAUUACUUUAUUUAGAAUAAACACUAAUUAAGUAGAAGUUAAAUUAAUAAAUAAUGAAGUGAAA
Molecule: messenger RNA, 953 nt
Organism: Contarinia nasturtii (swede midge)
Lineage: Eukaryota; Metazoa; Arthropoda; Insecta; Diptera; Cecidomyiidae
Product: E3 SUMO-protein ligase NSE2-like
Exons: 4
Coding region: 132-758 (208 amino acids)
Biological process (GO): double-strand break repair via homologous recombination; protein sumoylation
Cellular component (GO): nucleus; Smc5-Smc6 complex
Molecular function (GO): zinc ion binding; SUMO ligase activity
Source: RefSeq, a predicted model, not a curated record